AGCCCAGUUUCCCCACAUUCACGACCACUUCCACCCGCCCGGCCCAGUGCGACUCUGAGGAGUCAUGCUUCGGCAGACGUAUAGCUAUUAAAGAAAGUUGCUACGCCCUUGCUCCUCGUAGGCGCGGAAUCGCUCUUCUCCCUCUUCUCUCUUCUCUCCUCUCUCUUCAAUCCCCUCUUGCUCUUCCCCUCCCAUCCCUACAUUGCACGAAUCCCACGAUACCCCCCCUCCCCCGAAUAUAUAUAUACACACACAUACCCUCAAAAUGGCUACCGUCGACUCCAUCCUCCAGGGCGUCAACAUCUCGGGAACCAUCACCGAUUUCAACAAGAAGAUCCUGAGCAAAGAUGCCGUUGCCUUCCUCGCCCUCCUGCACCGCUCCUUCAACGCAACCCGCAAGGAGCUCCUCCAGCGUCGAGCCAUCAGACAGGCCGAGCUCGACAAGGGAGUGCUCCCUGAUUUCCUGCCCGAGACCAAACACAUCCGCGAGAACGAUGCGUGGAAAGGCGCGAAGCCCGCCCCCGGCCUGGUUGACCGCAGAGUGGAGAUCACGGGCCCGACGGACCGCAAGAUGGUCGUGAACGCCCUGAACUCAAACGUUUCGACGUAUAUGGCCGACCUUGAAGAUUCGAGUGCCCCGACGUGGGAUAACAUGAUCAACGGCCAGGUCAACCUGUACGAUGCCAUUCGCAGACAGAUCGACUUCAAGCAGGGAGAGAAGGAAUACAAACUCCGCACCGAUCGCGUGCUCCCCACAUUGAUUGUCCGACCGCGAGGAUGGCACCUGGAGGAGAAGCACUUCACGGUUGACGGGGAACCCAUCUCUGGCAGUCUCUUCGACUUCGGCUUGUACUUCUUCCACAAUGCAAAGGAACUCAUCCAGCGCGGAUUUGGCCCGUACUUCUACCUCCCAAAGAUGGAAUCGCACCUCGAGGCCCGUCUAUGGAACGACGUUUUCAACGUUGCGCAAGACUAUCUCUCGAUUCCUAGAGGGACCAUCCGAGGAACGGUCUUGAUUGAGACCAUCCUUGCUGCAUUCGAGAUGGAUGAGAUCAUCUACGAGCUCCGGGAUCACAGCUCAGGAUUGAACUGCGGACGAUGGGAUUACAUCUUCAGCGUGAUCAAGAAGUUCCGCCAGAACUCCAACUUCGUGCUCCCCGAUCGAUCGGCCGUCACCAUGACCGUCCCCUUCAUGGACGCAUACGUCAAGCUUCUCAUCCAGACCUGCCAUAGACGACAGGUCCACGCUAUGGGUGGUAUGGCUGCGCAGAUCCCCAUCAAGGAUGACAAGGCGGCGAACGACAAGGCGAUGGAGGGUGUCUACGCUGACAAGCUCCGUGAGGUGAAGGCAGGCCACGACGGUACCUGGGUUGCUCACCCCGCACUGGCGUCCAUCGCCUCCGAGGUAUUCAACAAGCACAUGCCCACACCCAACCAGAUGUUCGUCCGUCGUGAAGAUGUCAAGAUCACCCAAAAUGACCUCCUGAACAUGAACGUGCCAGGAAAGAUUACAGAAGAUGGUAUCCGAAAGAACCUGAACAUCGGUCUUGGAUAUAUGGAGGGCUGGCUCAGAGGUGUGGGAUGUAUCCCCAUCAACUACCUGAUGGAAGACGCCGCAACGGCUGAAGUCAGCCGUAGCCAGCUGUGGCAAUGGGUGAGACACGGUGUCUCAACGGCAGAAGGCAAGAAGGUAGACAAGGCCUAUGCUUUGAGACUUCUGAAGGAACAGGCAGAGGAACUUGCUGCAAAGGGCCCCAAGGGCAACAAGUACCACUUGGCAGCUCAAUACUUCUCAGGACAGGUGACUGGGGAGGACUAUGCCGACUUCUUGACUACUCUCUUAUAUAACGAGAUCACGAGCGUAGGAAGCUCGUCGCCCGCUUCGAAAUUGUAA
Molecule: messenger RNA, 1894 nt
Organism: Amorphotheca resinae ATCC 22711
Lineage: Eukaryota; Fungi; Ascomycota; Leotiomycetes; Helotiales; Amorphothecaceae
Exons: 3
Coding region: 266-1894 (542 amino acids)
Biological process (GO): glyoxylate cycle
Cellular component (GO): peroxisomal matrix; cytoplasm
Molecular function (GO): malate synthase activity
Source: RefSeq, a predicted model, not a curated record